AUGGCCGACACUGGCGGCUGGAGCACCAUCGAGUCCGACGAGGGCCUUUUCACCUCUCUCAUCGAAAACCUUGGCGUACAGAAUGUCCAAUUCGAAGAGCUCAUCUCCCUAGACGCAGACACAAUACGGUCUUUAGGCCGGCGCCCGCGCCGAAGCCCCCUCGAUGGAAGCUACGAUCCCACCGCCGCAGAAAACAACGUCUUCUUCGCGGCCCAAACAAUCCAAAACGCCUGCGGCACCCAAGCCAUCCUCUCCGUAAUCCUCAACCACGAAAACCCUCCCCAACCUCUGCCCCCCAUCACCCUAGGAAACGAGCUCCAAUCCUUCAAAGACUUCACAACGGGAUUCCCGCCCGAACUACGCGGCGAAGCCCUCUCCAACUCGGAAGCUAUUCGCACCGCACACAAUACUUUUGCUCGCGCGAGCCCGUUCGCGGAUGAGACGGCCCGUCCUCAGGAUGAAGAAAAUGCUGCGGAUGUGUAUCACUUUAUUGCGUAUACGCCUGUUAAUGGGACGCUGUAUGAGCUGGAUGGCUUGCAGCCGCAUCCGAUCAGCCAUGGCGCGUGUGACCCGUCUACAUUCCCGGAGAAGGUAAUUGAGGUCUUGCAGCGGCGUAUUGCGCGGUAUCCGCCUGAGGAGACGCAUUUCAAUUUGAUGGCGGUUGUGCAGGACCCGCGGCCGAGGGCGCGGGAGAUUGGGGAUGUGGAGACGUUGGAGCGUGAGGAGCGGAAGAGGGCUGCGUGGGCGUGGGAGAAUACCCUGCGGCGGUGGAAUUUUGUUGGGUUUAUCGGGGAGAUGAUGAAGGGGGUGGUUGGAAUGAAGGAGGGGCAGGAUGCAAGUGGGAAAGCGUAUGAGGAGUGGGUGGAUGCCGCGAAGAAGGCGACGAGGAAGAAGUUAGAGAUGCGCCGAUAG
Messenger RNA from Penicillium subrubescens, 912 nucleotides. RefSeq names its product putative 26S proteasome-associated ubiquitin C-terminal hydrolase. The record is from RefSeq and is a predicted model, not a curated record. Bases 1 to 912 code for a protein of 303 amino acids. Gene Ontology annotation, molecular function: cysteine-type deubiquitinase activity. The transcript is spliced from 3 exons. NCBI's taxonomy places the organism in Eukaryota, Fungi, Ascomycota, Eurotiomycetes, Eurotiales, Aspergillaceae. Gene Ontology annotation, biological process: ubiquitin-dependent protein catabolic process; protein deubiquitination. Gene Ontology annotation, cellular component: cytoplasm.